Molecule: messenger RNA, 1959 nt
Organism: Pichia kudriavzevii
Lineage: Eukaryota; Fungi; Ascomycota; Pichiomycetes; Pichiales; Pichiaceae
Exons: 1
Coding region: 1-1959 (652 amino acids)
Biological process (GO): lipid storage; triglyceride biosynthetic process
Cellular component (GO): cytoplasm; perinuclear endoplasmic reticulum
Molecular function (GO): phospholipid:diacylglycerol acyltransferase activity
Source: RefSeq, a predicted model, not a curated record
AUGCCGGCCAGACGUAGAAAAAACAAAGAGAAUGGAAAUGGGAAAGUGAGUGAGAAGGAAAAGGCCAAGAAGGUAGGGAAUACCAUAAAGGAAAUCUCUAGUGAGAGCACUGAAGUUACAGUCAAGAUUAAGAAUCAGCGGGAUCAUUUCUGGGAGAAGAGGAAAUUCAUAUUGUUUAUUGGUAUUUUGAUUGGACUUAUUGUGGCAGCCUAUACCAAUAAGGAGCACAUAAAAAGUGAUUUAAUUGAUGACUAUGUGAAUUUUGAUAAUUUAUCCCUUGAUAAUCUAUCCAAGAUCAGUGAUAAGUUUUCAGUUGAAGAGUGGAAAGAGUAUUUGCCGGAUUCUUUAAAAUUGGAUUCUCCUAAAGGGGAGACGGGUGCGUUUGCAAUCGGCAAAUCAUUAAAGAAAAAUGAGGGAUUACAUGCUGAGCAUAAUGUCAUUCUUGUACCGGGGGUUAUUUCCACUGGCAUUGAGAGUUGGGGGCUUGAAGGUACGCCGGAUUGUCCAAGUACUCCGUAUUUCCGGAAGCGGUUAUGGGGGUCGUUUUUCAUGUUACGUACGAUGCUUAUGGAGAAGGCAUGUUGGUUAAAACAUAUAAUGCUUGAUCCCGAGACAGGAUUAGAUCCUCCUGGCAUUAAAUUAAGGGCAGCUCAAGGAUUUGAAGCAGCUGAUUUUUUCAUUACAGGAUAUUGGAUCUGGAAUAAGAUAUUGGAGAACUUGGCAGCUAUUGGAUAUGGUCCAGACAAUAUGUUUAGUGCAGCAUAUGAUUGGAGAUUGACAUAUAUGGAUUUAGAGAGAAGAGAUGGGUUUUUCAGUAAAUUAAAGGCACAAAUUGAGAUGAGUAAGCAAUUAAACGGUAAAAAGAGUGUACUAGUUGGUCAUUCCAUGGGGUCACAAGUGAUUUUCUUUUUCCUCAAAUGGGUUGAAGCAAAGGGUAAAGGGUUUGGGAAUGGUGGUAAGAGGUGGGUCAAUGAUCAUAUUGAGGCGUAUGUUGAUAUAGCGGGAUCCAUGUUAGGUACCCCCAAGGCGAUUACUGCGUUAUUAUCAGGUGAGAUGAAGGAUACCGUCGAAUUGAACCAAUUGGCCAUGCAUGGGCUCGAGAAGUUCUUUUCACGGAAGGAGAGGGCCGAGAUGUUGAGGACAUUUGGAGGCAUCCCUAGUAUGAUACCCAAGGGGGGCAAUUUAGUUUGGGGAGACAUGAAUGGAGCUCCAGAUGACGACGAUGACAACUCUGAAGGUAAAUGUCAGGGAGACACUUUUGGAAAGUUUCUGAGAUUUAAGGAAAACAGUGGGUAUUCCAACAUGACAAUGGAGGAAAGUAUCGAGUUUUUACUUGGGAACGGGCCUGAAUGGUUCAGCAACCGUGUUAGAGAAAACUAUUCGUUUGGAUAUGCGAGAGAUGCCAAGGAAAUGAGGACCAACGAGAGGGAUCCACGUACAUGGACUAAUCCUCUUGAAGUUGCACUCCCCAAUGCACCUGACAUGAAGAUCUUUUGCUUCUAUGGGGUGGGGGCACCUACCGAACGUGCUUACAAUUACAUGCCUGAAGAAGUCAGUGAUACCACCAAUGUUAUUGCCAACGAUACAGAUGGCCUCCACCAUCACAAUGCCACAAAAAGAGAAACAGGUGUACAUAUUGACAGUGAUGAAGGUGUCCUCUUUAGCAAUGGAGAUGGUACUGUCUCCCUUCUCACACAUUUGCAUGCCCAUAUCUGGCAGAGGGGGCUCAGUAUGUACAAUCCAGGAGGUUCAAAAGUUACCAUUGUUGAGCUCAACCAUGCUCCGGAGAAAUUCGACCUUCGUGGCGGAGCCGGCACUGCCGAGCACGUGGACAUUCUUGGCUCAGCGCAACUGAAUGCCUUAGUUUUACGAGUUGCAGGUGGUGCAGGUUCUCACAUUGAGAACUCUGUGGGGCUCAGCACCCUCAAGAAAACGGCCGACGCGCUUUUCCCCUUGUGA